UUCAAGGCCAGGUGUACCAUAAAAUCGGAUCACUGAUGCCAAUGCCUGAUAACAAUCCGAAAUUUCUUCAAAUUUAUUUUAUGGGCGAUUGUGAAGAGCGCGUGACGACUCGGUGCCUGUAUAAUUUUAUUGAACAAGCAGAGGAAAGAGCAAUUGUGAUAUUAUUGGAAAAUUUUUUAGAAGAUCACAAUCAACUAAUUCAAUUGAUCAAAAGAGUUUCGCCACGACUGCAAAAUGACAAUUAUCAAAUCGUCAUAAAAGCCGACAAAGUACCAUUAGGUGAACAUGCUGGUAGAUUCAACGCUCCAACUGUUGAUGAGGUUGCUGUUAUCAUGGUUGGUGAUCCAGUUGACAAAAGAUCUAUAAAAAUUACACGGCGAGACAACACUGUCAGUACGAUUUCGGAUCUACACCGUUCAUAUGACGCACUACAAUAUCCAUUGAUAUUUUGGCAAGGACAAGAUGAAUAUCACCUUAAUAUCAAACAGUGAUUACAGAAAUAAUAAAGUUAGCUCAAUGAACUACUACGCACACCGAAUAAUGGUUAGACAACAUCAAGACAAUUAUAUCCUUCGAUAUCGUCAGCUGUUCCAUCAAUACAUUGUUGAUAUGUAUG
Molecule: messenger RNA, 616 nt
Organism: Cotesia glomerata
Lineage: Eukaryota; Metazoa; Arthropoda; Insecta; Hymenoptera; Braconidae
Exons: 2
Coding region: 36-491 (151 amino acids)
Source: RefSeq, a predicted model, not a curated record